UUCGUCGCGAGUGGGCGUGGAGUUUCCGUGUCCAGAUCUUCUCGUUACUCCCGGAGAGUCCCGGUGCCACCAUGCUGCUCCACUUCCUACAGGCCGGGAUCCGUCGGUGCCCGAACGCACUAAGGUCCGCCGGCCUCCCUCGUCCCCCAGCCUGCCCGUCCCUGCGGCUUUACUCCGCACGCUGGACCUCGAGGUGGUCCCUCCGGGCCCCCAGGAGCGGACGGGCCCUGGCUGUGCUGCUGGUCCCGGCCGCCGUGUGCGCGGGAGGAAGAGUCGCUCUGUGCCAGCAGGACCUGAACAAUAACCACCUGGUACCGGCCCCCGAGAGAGUCCUGCCGGAGCCCGAGUUUAACUGGGCCGAGUUCUGGAAGUACCUGCGGCCCCAGCUGGCGGCCCUGUUCACGGCAGUUGCGCUGGCGUUUGGAGCCGCUCUGCUGAACAUUCAGAUCCCGCUUAUCCUGGGCGAGUUGGUGAACGUGGUGUCCCGCUUCACCCGGGAGCAUGCUGGGAACUAUGUCCGCGAGGUGCGGGGUCCUGCCGUGAAGCUGCUGUGUCUGUACGGGGUGCAGGGGCUGCUGACCUCCGGGUACAUCAUCCUGCUGGCUCGCGUUGGGGAGAGGGUCGCUGGAAGUAUGAGGAAAGCCCUCUUCUCCUCCCUACUCCGGCAGGACAUGGCGUUCUUUGAUGCCCAGAAGACAGGACUUUUGGUGAAUCGGCUCACCUCAGAUGUCCAAGAAUUCAAGUCGUCUUUUAAACAAGUCAUUUCCCACGGUCUCAGGAACCUCGCCCAGACCUUCGGCUGCUUUGUGUCUCUGUACUACAUCUCCCCCAAGCUGACGGGGAUGCUGAUUGUGGUGAUGCCGGUGCUGGUGGGAGCCGGAGCCCUCAUUGGCUCUUUCCUACGCAGACUGUCCCGCCGCGCGCAGGAGCAGGUGGCCAGAGCCACGGGCAUGGCUGACGAAGCCUUGGGGAAUGUGCGGACGGUGAGAGCCUUCUCCAUGGAGAGAAGAGAGGUGGAGCUGUACUCGGCCGAGGUGGACCGGUCCUGCCGGAUGAACGAAGUGCUGGGAGUCGGGAUCGCUCUGUUCCAGGGACUGUCUAACAUCGCCCUGAACUGCAUUGUGUUGGGAACGAUCUUUGCUGGCGGAUCGUUGAUGGCGGGGAACGAACUCUCCCCCGGGGACCUCAUGUCUUUCCUGGUGGCUUCGCAGACCGUGCAGAGGUCCAUGGCUAAUAUGUCGGUGCUGUUUGGCCAGGUGGUCCGAGGGCUUAGCGCGGGCGGACGUGUCUUCGAGUUCAUGAGGCUGGAGCCUGAGAUCCCGCUGAGCGGAGGAAUAAAGCUCGCCCAGCUGCAGGGGAACGUGGACUUCCACGGCGUCUGUUUCAGUUACCCCACAAGACCCGGCCAUGAAGUAUUGAAGGGCUUCGACCUCCAUAUCCCUGCCGGCAAGACGGUGGCCAUCGUGGGACAGUCUGGGGGAGGGAAGUCCACCGUGGCUGCUCUUCUGGAGAGGUUCUAUGACCCCCGGCAGGGCACGGUCCUGCUAGAUGGAGCGGACAUUCGCACCCUAGAUCCAUCGUGGCUGAGAGGAGAAGCGAUUGGGUUCAUUAACCAGGAGCCGGUGCUGUUCGGUACGAGUAUUAUGGAAAACAUCCGCUUCGGGAGGCCGGAGGCCGCGGACGACGAGGUCAUCGAAGCCGCUAAACAGGCCAACGCUGACGAGUUCAUCCGCAGCUUCCCGGAGGGCUACGCUACCACGCUGGGGGAGCGCGGGGUGACCCUCUCAGGGGGCCAGAAGCAGCGGGUGGCGAUCGCCCGCGCCCUCUUAAAGAACCCGAGAAUCCUUAUUCUGGAUGAAGCUACGAGCGCGUUGGACGCGGAGUCCGAGCGGGCCGUGCAGUUGGCGUUGGACCGCGUGGCGUCCGGACGCACCGUGCUGAUCAUCGCUCAUCGGCUCAGCACAAUCGCCGACGCCGACAUCAUUGUGGUCCUGGCCAAGGGCCGCGUGGCUGAGAUCGGAAGCCAUCGCGAGCUGCUGAGGAAGGGCGGUCUGUACGCGGAGCUGAUAAAGAGGCAGAAGCAGGAAUCCUCGCGCAGCCGAGGGUCCGGAACUUUCUGACCCUAACCGGACUUUACGCCAAGAAUAGGAAUCAAACCACGUGGGGCAGAGACGGGAGAGCGCACCCUGCCGCCCCUCCCUUACCCCACCGGGCG
This is a messenger RNA of Spea bombifrons (plains spadefoot toad), 2215 nucleotides long. It is a transcript of the gene ABCB8, whose product is annotated as ATP binding cassette subfamily B member 8. Gene Ontology annotation, cellular component: membrane. NCBI's taxonomy places the organism in Eukaryota, Metazoa, Chordata, Amphibia, Anura, Pelobatidae. Gene Ontology annotation, biological process: transmembrane transport. The transcript has 16 exons. Gene Ontology annotation, molecular function: ATP binding; ABC-type transporter activity; ATP hydrolysis activity. The coding region runs from base 72 to 2120 and encodes 682 amino acids. The record is from RefSeq and is a predicted model, not a curated record.